This is a messenger RNA of Lathyrus sativus (Indian pea), 2328 nucleotides long. NCBI's taxonomy places the organism in Eukaryota, Viridiplantae, Streptophyta, Magnoliopsida, Fabales, Fabaceae. The record is from the annotation of a GenBank genome assembly.
AUGGACCUUAAUUUUCUGUUUUCACUUCUUCUCAUUGCUCCUUGGUUUUUGUUAACCUUUCAUGCCAAUGCUGAGAUAACUUCCACAUAUAUAAUCCAUAUGAACAAAUCCCUCUUUCCUCAAAUCUUCACUACUCAUCAUGAUUGGUUCAAAUCCACCAUUCAUUCCUUAAAAUCAAAAACAUUAUCACUUGAUGGUCAUGAUUAUGAUUAUGAUCAAGAUCAAUCAUCAAAGCAAUCACUGAAGAAGAAACUAGUGUACACCUAUGAUAAUGCCAUGUAUGGCUUUAGUGCUGUUCUAUCUUCAAAGGAGUUAGAGACUCUUAAGAACAUUGAUGGCUUUGUAUCAGCAUAUCAAGACAAAACAGCCACCAUUGACACAACUCAUACCUUUGAAUUUCUCUCCCUAGAUUCUCCGAGUGGACUAUGGCAUACUUCGAAUUUCGGUGAGGAUAUAAUCGUUGGUGUUAUUGAUUCCGGUGUGUGGCCUGAGAGUCAAAGCUUUCAAGAUGAUGGCAUGACAAAGAAAAUUCCAAGCAAAUGGAAAGGAACAUGUGAAGUUGGUCAAGAGUUUAAUGCUUCCAUGUGCAACUUCAAGUUGAUUGGAGCUAGAUAUUUCAACAAAGGUCUUAUUGCUUCAAAUUCAAAUGUUACAAUCCUCAUGAACUCGGCUAGAGACAUUGCGGGACAUGGAACUCACACGUCAUCAACAGUUGCAGGUAACUAUGUUAAUGGAGCUUCUUAUUUUGGUUAUGCUAAAGGAGUAGCAAGAGGCAUUGCACCAAAAGCUAGGCUUGCUAUUUAUAAAACCAAUUGGCACGAAGGUCGUUUGGCUUCCGAUGUUUUAGCUGGAAUGGAUCAUGCAAUUGUUGAUGGCGUUGAUGUGAUUUCAAUUUCCAUGGGAUUCGAUGAUGUUCCACUCUAUGAAGAUCCUAUUGCAAUAGCUUCAUUUGCAGCUAUGGAGAAAGGGAUUGUUGUUUCAUCUUCUGCAGGUAAUUUAGGACCUAAUCUUGGAACAUUGCACAAUGGUAUCCCUUGGCUAAUUACAGUGGCGGCAGGAACAAUAGACAGAACUUUUGGAACUCUUGUUUUGGGAAAUGGGCAAAACAUCAUUGGUUGGACUUUGUUUCCAGCAAAUGCUAUAGUUGAAAAUCUUCCACUUGUUUACAAUAAAUCUUUAUCUUCAUGCAACUCAGAAAACUUGUUAUCUCAAGUUAACAAACAAGUAGUCCUUUUUUGUGACGACGAAUCAAUGAUAAACUCGACAUCAGUGUUUCAUCAAAUCAAUACUGUUGCAGCAACAAGUGUGUUGGGGGCAGUUUUUGUUUCUGAUAAUCCUAAUUUAAUUGAUUUAGCAAAUAUUUACUCUCCGAUUAUCGUAAUCAACUCAAAAGACGCAGAAACUGUGAUCAACUACGCAAAAACACACCAAAAUCCAACAGCAAGUAUUAGGUUUCAACAAACACAUGUUGGAAUAAAGCCAGCACCAACUGCAGCACAAUACUCUUCAAGAGGUCCUUCACAUAGUUUUCCAUGGAUUUUGAAGCCUGACAUAAUGGCACCUGGCUCUAGAAUUCUCGCUGCUUAUGUUCCUGGUAAAGCAUCGGGUAGAAUCGGCGCAAACGUGUUCUUACCAAGUGAAUUCAAUUUCAUGUCAGGAACAUCCAUGGCUUGCCCUCAUGUUUCCGGCGUUGCUGCUCUUCUGAAAUCCGCACAUCCAGAAUGGAGUGCUGCAGCUAUAAGAUCUGCAUUAAUAACCACAGCUAAUCCUAUGGAUAACACACAAAAUCCAAUAAAGGAUAAUGGUUACCCUUCUCAACAAGCUUCUCCUCUCGCUAUUGGUGCGGGCGAGAUUGAUCCUAAUAGAGCAAUGAAUCCAGGUUUGAUCUACGAUGUUACUCCACAGGACUAUGUUAAUCUUCUUUGUGGUUUGAACUUCACAAAGAACCAAAUUUUAACAAUUACAAGAUCAAGUUCUUAUGGUUGUGAAAAGCCUUCUUUGGAUCUUAAUUACCCUUCAUUUAUAGCUUUUCACAGUAACAAAACAAGAUCAAUGGUUCACAAAUUUAAGAGGACAGUUACAUAUGUCGGUGAUGGUGCUGCUACAUAUAAAGCUAAAGUGACACAUCCACAAGGUUGUUUGGUGACAGUGUCACCUGAUAUAUUAAACUUCAGUUAUAGAAAUGAGAAACAAAGAUACCACAUUGUCAUAAAGUAUGUAAUGUACGAGAAGGAAAAUGUUUCAUUUGGGGAUGUUGUUUGGGCUGAAGAUGGUGGAACACACUCUGUUAGAAGUCCUAUUGUUGUGGCACCAAGUGGAAUUGAAUGA